AGCGUGGAAGUGGGAGGCCUCGCCGCUUUCCGGUGGCGGUGUGGUGGCGGGCCCGGUCUGCUCGUCUGCCACGCCUCUCUUGGCCCCGGAGGGCGGCGGGAAGCCGGGCGGGAGCUGAGGCGCGCGUUUGCACCGCAGUCCUGUCAGCGAUGAGGAAAAUCUUCACUUUGGCGAGUCACCGGGCAGAGUCGCCCGCGGUCGCGGCCCAGAGUUGGAGCGGACAGGACAAAUCACGGGCCGGAUACCACAUCCGAGACAAGGAUCUCGGAAAAAUCCACAAAGCGGCUCGCCUCGGCGAUGUGGCCCGCGUGCAGCAGCUCCUGCUGCUCGGGAAAAGCGGCGUCAAUGACCGAGACAAGAUGGACAGGACCGCUCUGCAUUUGGCAUGCGCCAGUGGCCAUCCGGAAGUGGUAAUUCUGCUAGUGGAGAGGAAAUGCCUGCUUAACGCCUAUGACAGUGAGAACAGGACACCCCUUAUGAAGGCUGUCCAAUGCCAGGAAGAAGAAUGUGCAACUAUUUUGCUGGAACAUGGUGCCAACCCAAAUCUUACAGAUACUUUUGGAAAUAGCGCCCUCCACUAUGCUGUGUAUGGUCAGAACAGAGCACUAGUAGAAAAACUGCUCUUACAUCAUGCAGAUAUUGAAGUGCGAAACAAGAAUGGCCUCACACCACUUUUACUUGCUAUCAAUGAAAACAAAGAGGAAAUGGUGGAAAUUUUAGUAAAGAAAGAAGCCAGUACUCGUGCCGUUGAUGAGACAAAAAGCAAUCAACAACUUAUUUCUGAAUAUAGAGAAGAAAAGAAAUGUAAAAUGUUUGACAAUAGCAAUUCAGAGCACGAGAGUUCUGAAGAUUCUGAAAGCAGGCUUUCCAGUGAACCUGAUAUUGAUGACCCGUGGCCUACAUCAGUUGAGGAAGACUUAGAUUUGGAGACUAAGACUGUUCCCAAACCAAACUUAACGAAGUUCUUGACUGCUUCUCAACAAUUCAGGAAAAAUAUGGAAGCAAAGCCUGACACUGUGAAGCCUGAAAAUGCGACUUUGCUUGACAGUGGUAAUUCGAAUGGUCAAAAUGAAGAUGAGAUUAAAACCUUUCCUACGUUGGCCAAAGUCCAGAGCUUUUCUCAUUCUGCCUCCCCAUCCCCCAAGCCUCUUCUAAAGUGUUCCUUCGGGUCUACAGCCAUCCCUGGCCCUGCCAAGGAAGAAAUGCCAAAGCCAGAAAUUGGAAAAAAAGAAAUUGACAUUGGUAGUGAAAGUGCCACAAGAGAACAAACAAAUAAUGAUGGAUUGACCCAUACUGAUGAAGUACACAAGAGUAAUAGAAGGGACAUGAUGUCUGCGUUAGGAUUUGGCGAAGAGGAAGACAUAGAAUCACCUUGGGAUUCUGAGAGUGUUUCUGAAAGCCCUCCGCAUAAGUCUACUGAUGAGUCUGAAGCUGCAAACCAAAGAAGUAUAAAUAAGCAAGUAGAUGAUGUGUUUUAUAUACCUUCUUGCAUCAGUGGAUCAAGAAAUACUAAGACGGCUAAACUAGAAAAUACAAGAAGUAUAGGCAUACCAGUAGCCCGCGUGGAGUCUCCUGAGAGAUACCCUCAUCUGAAGCCUGCUGUUGAAAUGGAAGAUUCCAUUCCAAGUAAAGCAGCAGGAAUAAUGGAUAUACUAACCUCCAGAGCAGACACAGUCAAGGAAGCAAAACCAGUACGAGAAAUAUGCCAGAAGCCGAAGCUACCGGAGCCGUCAGGUGGGGAUUGCAAUGCUAAUAACUCUAGAAGUGUGGAAUCCGAGCUAGAUCCUGUGAGUUCUUGCCCAGCGCAGAGUGACUUAGAUGUGACAUCUGAGGAAGAGCAAGAAGGACUUGAAGGAAGUAAAAAUAACGAGUCACGGUUUCAUGAAGAAAACAAGAACCAAAGUAACCCAAUGGAAGUGUUGGGAAACCCGUGUGCUGCUGCUGCUUUUGAUGACCGUGCUGAGGGAUCAACUCAACAAAGAGAGGGCAGAAAGACCAGUGCCCAGCGCGUUGUGACUAAGGAGAACGAGGAAUGUGACAGAUACAGUCCAGCUUUGCAUAUGAAGGAAGUAGAGAAAAAUGAAAAUGAAAAUGAACACCGGAUCUGCACGGAGUCUCGGAUUUCACCAGGACUGGCCAAGAACAGCUCGCCAGCUGGCGGCCCACCGGAAAUCAGUGAUGACUACAGCUGGAGUGAUGAGGAUCCAGAGGAAGCAAGGCCUGCAAAGAAAGCAGCUAAUGAAAAGAACAAGGUCAAAACCCAAAUCAGUUCUACGGAUGAGCACGAUGACAUCACUCCAUCAUCUGAGACAGCCUCAGAGGAUUAUGAGUGGCCUCAUUCUAAGAAUCCUGCGCUGCUCCUGGAGCAACUUGGAGUGGGCUGUAAAGAUUCUGUCAGCCUAUUGAAAAUCCAGGAUGCAAUUCUUUCAUAUGAAAGAUUAAUAGAACUUAAAAAGAAUCAUUGUAGACUGCUUAAAGGAAAAGUUAAAAAGCUGGAAAAUAAGGUUAGUGGACUGAAAAAAGAGCUGUCUGAAGUAAGAGAAGUGAAAUCACAGUUGGAACAUCAAAAAGUAGAAGGGGAACAAGAAUGCUGCAGUUUGAGAUUUACCUUAAAACAAGAAACAGAAAAGAGAAGAAAUGCUGAGGUAUUGUAUAAAAAAAUUAAGGAGCAAUUAAGAAGAAAAGAAGAGCAAUAUAGUAAAGAAGUUGAAAUGAAAGGACAACUUGAGCUGACCCUUAGGACGUUAGAAAUGGAAUUGAGAACUGUAAGAAGUAACUUGAAUCAGGUUGUGGAAGAGCGAAACGACGCUCAGAGGCAACUUUCUAGAGAACAGAAUGCCAGAAAAUUACAAGAUGGCAUUCUGACCAGUCACCUUUGCAAGCAAAAGGAGAUAGAAAUAGCUCGAAAGGAAAUGAAUUCUGAGAUUUUUGAUAGUCAUGAAAAAGAAAAGGAACUUCUACAUAAAAAUCAUGUGUUACAAGAUGAAAUUGCCGUGCUAAAACUGGAAAUAGACACAAUAAAAAGUCAGAACAAGGAAAAGGAAAACAAAUAUUUUGAGGACAUUGAAAUUAUAAGAGGAAAGAAUGAUGAACUUCAGAAGACAAUAAAGUUGAAUGAGGAAGCACUAACGAAAACAAUAUUCCAGUAUAAUGGACAGCUUAACGUUCUGACAGCUGAGAAUACAAGGCUAACUUCUAACCUGGAGCUUGAAAAACAGAACAAGGAAAGGCUGGAGGCAGAAGUUGAAUCAUACCAUACUAGACUGACUGCUGCUAUACAAGAGCAUGAACAAAGUCAAACAUCAGAAAGAGACCUGAAACUGGCUUUCCAGAGAGCAAGAGAAGAGUGGCUGUGUUUACAGGACAAAAUGAAUUUUGAAAUAUCUAACCUCAAGGAUAGCAACGAAAUUCUUUCUCAGCAACUUUCUAAAGCUGAAAGGGAAUUUAACAGUCUAGAAAUUAAGCUCCAUCACACCAAAGAGACUCUCAGAGAAAAGACUUUGGCGUUAGAUUGUGUCCAAAGAGACCUGAGCCAUACGCAGUGCCAAAUGAAGGAGAUGGAGCAGAUGUACCAAAAAGAACAAGGUAAAGUGAGUAAGUACAUCGGGAAGCAGGAAUCCGUGAAGGAGAGAUUAUGUCAACUACAGAGUGAGAAUAUGUUGCUUCGACAACAACUGGAUGAUGCUCAAAACAAAGUGGAAGAUAAAGAAAAGACAGUAGUUACUAUUCAGAACCAGUUUCAUGAUAUUGUGAAGCAGCUCCAGGCUGAGAAUGAAAAACAAAGUCUUAUGCUGGGAGAGAGGAAUAAGGAGCUGCUCUCUCAAUGUGAUCAUCUAAAAGAAAGGCUGUAUCAAUAUGAAAAUGAGAAAACAGAAAGAGAGGUAGCUGUAAGACAACUUCAGCAAGAACUGGCCGACACUUUAAAGAAGCAGUCAAUGUCGGAGGCUUCACUGGAGGUAAUAACACGUCAUCGGAUUAAUCUAGAAGAUGAGAUACAGAAUUUAAAGAAGAAAUUAGAUCGCAUCAGUAGUCAGUUGCAAGAAGCACAAGACCAAAACACAGAGCUUGUACGAGACGCCGAAAAGAUGCAAGGUCAACUGCAAAGGCUUGAAAAUGAAAAUUCUGAGUUAAAAGUUACAAUCAAAAAACAAGCAGAGAAAAUUGAACAUCUUCAGAAAAGUCCAUCAAGUCCCAGUUUGUCUAAGGAUGAAAAGGAACAACUACAGACACUCACUGAGUUAAAACAAUCUCUGGAAUAUAAUUUGGGUGAAGAAAUGAAGAAAAAUGGUGAAUUAGAAAAAGAGAUUACUGAAGUUAAGAACCUCCUAACCAUGGCAAGAAAGAAGUUAAAUGAAUAUGAAAAUGGAGAAUUUCAUUCCCAUGGAGAUUUAAAAAUGAGCCAAUUUGAAAUGGCUAUUGAGAAUAAUAUGCUAAAAUAUAAGAUUGACGAUCUUACAGCUAAGCUAGAAUCUGCAUCUUCAAAAUGUCUACAGCUGGAAUCAACCAAUCAAGUACUAAAGCAACAGCUGUCUUCAACAAAAACCCAACAAAAGAAAUGUGAAAAACUAGAGAAGCAUAAAAAGAAAUUGGAACAAGAAGUUGUCAACCUCAAAAGUCUUGUGGAAAUGAAUAUGGUAGACCGUGGCCAAGUAGAGCAGUAUAAAAGAGAGAUUGAAGAAAGAGCAAGACAAGAUGUAGUUGAAAAAUUGAAGGAAGUCAAUCUUUUUUUACAGGCACAAGCAGCAUCUCAGGACAGCUUAGAGCAGCUAAGGGACAGUAACCACGCAUCCCUGAGGAGUCAGAUGGAACUCCGAAUUCAAGAUCUGGAAUCCGAACUCUCCAAACUGAGAGCUGCUCAGCAAGAUUCUAGCAAAACAGAACUGGAAAAAUACAAGCAGUUCUAUCUGGAGGAAUUAAAGGUCAGACACUCACUGUCAGCAGAACUAAACAAGACGAACGAGAGGCUGGCCGAGCUGCGCACAGAACUGCUGCUGGAGAAGCAGCAGAGAUGGCUGCUCAGCACGCUCGGCGGGAGGCCGCUGCUGGAGGCGCCCUGCUCCGGAAACCUUCAAGCCAGUGUAGUCCUCAACAGGAAUCUGAUUCCUAAAGAAAACCUGGCAGUUCCUACCUCAAGACCCAAGCCUUCGGACCACAGUGUGCAUGACUAUUUGACCCAGAUGCGGCAGGAGCUGGACAAAAGUAUAACUAGAGAACUAGAAAAAGCUGCUGCUGAAUUUGAAUCUGAAUCCUGUCAAAUUCCUCCUUUAGCAUCUAUGGCCAAGUCUAAUCAAACUCAAGAUCUACUUCUGAAAGCAUCUCAAGAAUAUGUACAGAUUUUGAAGAAAAACUAUAUGCUCUGAAGGACAAUCAAAGUUAACUGGCCAGACUCUUGACUUUAAUAGCUUCCUGUUAAAUAGGUGAUAUGAAAGUUUUUGUUAAAGAGUAUUUUUGGAUCAUGAUUGAAUGAAAAUUUGAGUAUCUUAAGUCUUUUUUAAGAUUUAUAAGUGAACUUUGAGCAGAUUUUACAGAUGAAAACCAGUAUUAUGAAAUUUCAGAUACUCAAAGUACACAAAUGUCAGCUGUCAUACAGCACCCAAACGACAAACUUAAUAUUCAGCAGUUAACUGAUGACUGUAUUUUCCAGUUAUUACAUUAAAAC
Molecule: messenger RNA, 5659 nt
Organism: Ochotona curzoniae (black-lipped pika)
Lineage: Eukaryota; Metazoa; Chordata; Mammalia; Lagomorpha; Ochotonidae
Product: ankyrin repeat domain-containing protein 26-like
Exons: 34
Coding region: 150-5360 (1736 amino acids)
Molecular function (GO): protein binding
Source: RefSeq, a predicted model, not a curated record